Messenger RNA from Brachypodium distachyon (stiff brome), 534 nucleotides. Its product is annotated as agamous-like MADS-box protein AGL61-like. Bases 1 to 534 code for a protein of 177 amino acids. The transcript has a single exon. Gene Ontology annotation, biological process: positive regulation of transcription by RNA polymerase II. NCBI's taxonomy places the organism in Eukaryota, Viridiplantae, Streptophyta, Magnoliopsida, Poales, Poaceae. The record is from RefSeq and is marked provisional. Gene Ontology annotation, molecular function: protein dimerization activity; RNA polymerase II cis-regulatory region sequence-specific DNA binding; DNA-binding transcription factor activity, RNA polymerase II-specific.
AUGGCGAGCCGGGGGCGGCAGCGCAUCGAGAUCCGCCCAAUCGCCGACACCAGCCGCCGCCAGGUGACCUUCUCCAAGCGCCGGUCGGGGCUCUUCAAGAAGGCGAGCGAGCUCUGCGCGCUUUGCGGCGCGGACCUCGCCCUCGUCGUCUUCUCCCCCGCCGGCCGCGCCUUCGCCUUCGGGAACCCCUCCGCCGACCACGUCCUCCGCCGCCACGUCCCCCUCGACUCCGACGACGGAGGCGGCGCGCAGCCUCUCCCGGUCCUGGACGAACGGGCCGAGCGCGAGGCGGCGGUGGCGGCGCGGACAGAGCUGGAGGAGGCCAAGGCGCGGGUGGGCGCGGAGCAGGCACGAUUGGGCGCCGUCGAGGAGAAGGUGCGGCUGGCCAUGGCGGGGCGGCCGUUCUAUUGGGAGGCCGACGUGGUGGCGCUAGGGGAGGCGGAGCUGCGGGAGUUCGCCAGGGCGCUCCUCCGGCUCAGGGACGACGUCCGCCGCCGCCAGAACGCGCUGCUCUCUGAUAAUGAUAAUCGUUAG